AUGGUGGCCGACCUCAUUCGCGACUCGCCGUUCGGGCAUAUCGUGCGUCUUGUCACUCGCAACAAAUGCUUCCAGUACCCGGAGGAAAACGAUCCCAACCUCUGGAAGAAAUACGUCAACCAGGAAAAGUCCGGCUACGUUGCACACCACGGCAACACAUCACCACCUGAGGAGGAGGUCGAGGAACUGCAACGGGCCCGCGGAGUAAGAGAACGCGAGGGUUCAGAGAGCUCGAAUACAGAAGUCGGUGACGACUAUAACUAUGCGAGUGGCGUGAGGAUAGACCAGGAGAAGGGCAAGGACCUGCAUGUCAUUGACUGGUAUGGACCAGACGAUCCACAGAACCCGCGCAACUGGAGUCGAGGAAAGCGAUUCUUUGUCACUUUUGAAAUCUGUUUCCUCACCUUUUCCGUCUACAUUGGUUCCGCCAUCUACACUCCCGGUCUCCAGGAUGUCAUGACUAGCUUCGGCGUCGCCCAGGUCCCGGCUACCUUGGGUCUGACCCUUUAUGUCGCAGGAUAUGGACUUGGCCCAAUCAUCUGGUCUCCGUUGAGUGAAAUCCCCCAAGUUGGACGGCUGUGGGUGUAUAUUGGAACACUGUUCAUCUUCUGCUGCUUCCAGCUCCCCACUGUCUAUUCAGUCAACUUUGGCAUGCUCCUCGCAUUCCGCUUCCUGACCGGCUUCUUCGGAUCUCCCGCCUUGGCUACCGGGGGCGCCACCAUCGCCGACAUGUAUCGACCGCAGAAGCAGGCCUACGGUCUCGCUGUCUGGGGUAUUGGCGCCGUCUGCGGUCCUGUUGUGGGCCCCUUGAUCGGUGGGUUUGCAGUCCAGUCUGGCGGCUCUGGCGUCCUCAAGGGCUGGAAAUGGACCAUCUGGGAGCUGUUGUGGUUGUCAUCUUUCUGUCUUAUUUUCCUGUUCUUCUUCCUGCCCGAGACCAGCUCCUCCAAUAUCCUGCACCGCCGCACCAAGCGCCUCCGCAAGCUUACCGGCAACGACAAGUUGACGUGCGAGUCGGACAUGAUAUCUGCGGAGAUGAAGCCCAUGGAUGUUGUGCAAAUGUCUCUCCUCAAGCCCAUCACGCUCAACUUCCAAGAGCCGAUCGUCUUCCUCCUGAACUUGUACAUUGCCCUCAUCUACGGCCUACUGUACAUCUGGUUCGAGUCGUUCCCGCUCGUCUUCACUGGGCUGUACGGUUUCAACCUCGGUCUCGAAGGCGUCGCCUUCCUUGGCAUCUUGGUCGGCACGCUGAUCGCUGCCGUCAUCCUCUUCACAUGGCUCUACAUGUACCAGGAGAAGCAGUUUGACGAAAACGGCAACAUCGCCCCAGAGAAGCGCCUGAUCCCAGCCAUGGUCGGGUGCUGGGGGGUCCCCAUUUGCCUGUUCUGGUUCGGCUGGUCGUCUCGCGCGGACGUCCCAUGGAUCGUGCCGAUCAUCGGCACGGGCUUCUUCGGCAUAUCGGCCUUUACCCUCUUCAACGCCGUGCUGCCCUACCUCAGCGACGCCUAUCCGGACAACGUCGCCAGCGUGCUGGCCGGCAACGACCUCAUGCGUAGCGCGUUCGGCGCGGGCUUUCCCCUCUUCGCUAACGCAAUGUACAUGCGCCUCGGCAUCGACUGGGCGAGUAGUCUGCUGGGCUUUUUGGGCAUUGCGUUUAUCCCGAUUCCGUUCUUGUUGUACAAGUUCGGUAAACAGAUCAGGCAGAAGAGCAAGAACGCUCGGAAGGACAUUUGA
Ascochyta rabiei is the source of this 1731-nucleotide messenger RNA. Its product is annotated as GTPase-activating protein. The record is from RefSeq and is a predicted model, not a curated record. Gene Ontology annotation, molecular function: fluconazole transmembrane transporter activity. The coding region runs from base 1 to 1731 and encodes 576 amino acids. Lineage: Eukaryota; Fungi; Ascomycota; Dothideomycetes; Pleosporales; Didymellaceae. The transcript has 3 exons. Gene Ontology annotation, biological process: xenobiotic detoxification by transmembrane export across the plasma membrane.